Messenger RNA from Aspergillus fischeri NRRL 181, 477 nucleotides. RefSeq names its product RBM8 family RNA-binding protein. The transcript is spliced from 2 exons. Gene Ontology annotation, molecular function: mRNA binding. Gene Ontology annotation, cellular component: cytoplasm; exon-exon junction complex; nucleus. Bases 1 to 477 code for a protein of 158 amino acids. Lineage: Eukaryota; Fungi; Ascomycota; Eurotiomycetes; Eurotiales; Aspergillaceae. Gene Ontology annotation, biological process: RNA splicing. The record is from RefSeq and is a predicted model, not a curated record.
AUGUCAACAGAAAUGGAAGUCGACGUCCCGCAAGAGGAGGUCCCUCAGGGACAAUCUGGCGGCGGAGGUUCCGAUCCUCGAACACAGGCGGGAGCCGUUGCAGUGCGCAGUAUUGAAGGAUGGAUUAUCAUCGCAACCAAUAUUCACGAAGAGGCCUCCGAGGAAGAUGUCACCGAUCUUUUCGCUGAAUAUGGAGAAAUCAAGAAUUUCAGCCUGAAUCUGGAUCGCCGCACGGGUUAUGUCAAGGGCUACGCAUUGAUUGAAUAUUCUACCCUCCCCGAGGCAUCUGACGCCAUCAAAGCCCUAAACGGAGCCAAACUGCUCGACCAGACAAUCCACGUCGACUAUGCGUUUGUACGGCCUCCUCCUUCCAACAAGGGCAAAGGCGGACCAUCAAAAGGCGGCCGCGGUGGACGAGGUCGUAGCAGGAGCCGCGACAGAAGUCGCAGCCCGGAAACUGAUAACGCAAGAGAUUAA